Molecule: messenger RNA, 1533 nt
Organism: Arachis ipaensis
Lineage: Eukaryota; Viridiplantae; Streptophyta; Magnoliopsida; Fabales; Fabaceae
Source: RefSeq, a predicted model, not a curated record
AAGAACUGGGUUCACACUUAACCCAAAAAAACUUAUCCCAUCCUUCAUUUAUAUCUUAUCUUAGCUUCUCUUUUGUGGGGUCUUCUUUAAGAGCUUUGUAUGGUCAGUGAUCAAACGCCACAGCCCCAUUCAAGAAUUACAAAGUAUAUGAUAGUCAACUUUAUCAGCAUUAAAGAGCAUAAAAGUCACAAUCAUGUAACCUUUUUCUAAGUAAUUGAUAUGUAACCUUGAGUAAUUUCUACUCAUAAUUAUCUAUUUAGGAGCAAAAACCCACAAAAUAAUAAGAUAGUGCUCUGUGUUUGACUACAUCUAUUUGUGUGUGUGAUAUGGACAUGCAUGUUCGUACAGUUUCGUAUUCAGGGUGUAAUACUUUACAAGAAGUUAGCAAGCAUGAUCAGCAACCAUCACUAACUCACAAACUUCAAUAAUAAUAAUAAUGGUAAAAAUUAAACUAUAUCUCAAAUAUCUUUUUAUUUAUAAAAGUACAUAUCACUAACAUCUCCUAAGCGUUACAGCAAAAAUCAAUACAUUUCUUUUAAAAAUUAUGACAUUUAUGUCACUGAUUUUUCCAAAUUAAGAUGUCUAUGUAAUAUCAGCUAAACAGAAAAGAGAAAUAUUAGAUGCACUAUGAACAUCUUUCGUAAUUGAUAAAAAAAUGCCUUUUAUAUUAUAAAAAAUAGUGUAUAUUAAAAGUGUCCAUAAAAAAUAGUACAAAGGCUCGUUUCUUAACAGAAAAUCAAUAAGUUACCUAGUAAUAGUAAUAAUAUAAUAUUGAAUAGUGAUAUAUCUGAUGAAGGAUCGUAUUAACUUAAGCUACAUAUGCAUCACGCCAGAGCAUUGGCACUUCCCAUGCCACUAUUAUAUAAUAUAAAUCUUUUCGUGCUCCAACUUCCAAGUACUCACUACUGUACUUUCUCUCUUCUUUCUUCUUGCUAUCUCUCUCUCUUUCUCUCUCUGAGGUAGCACAAGCCAAUAACUAUGAAGGCAAAGUUUCUGAGAGAGUACCUUAACAAGUGUAAGAAACUGGUGGUGAGAGGAGCUACCAAUCCUUCUUGUUCUUCCUAUGAAUACUUCUGUGAAUGGUUUUUGUGGCCUUCCAUGCACAAAAGAUGCUCCAUUCCAAGUGAUGUUCCAAAGGGACACUUGGUUGUGUAUGUAGGAGAGAAUCGCAAGAGAUAUGUGAUCAAGGUUACACUCCUCAACCAUCCACUCUUCAAGGCCUUGCUUGAUCAAGCUCAGGAAGAAUACGAUUUCGUCGCCGAUUCAAAACUAUGUAUUCCUUGUGAUGACCACUUCUUCCUAAGUGUCCUCCAAUGUGCGAGCUCGCCGAAGAAGGAAACGGUGUUUGUUCGGCUCUGAGAAACCAUCAUGCUGUUUGAUCAAUUGUUACUUCUAACGAGUAUGCUCAUAUGUUAGCCAUGACUGAUAUCUUGUAAGUAUGAUUAUUGAGGCUAAAGUGUCAUGUAGCUCAGAGAUGUAAAUCAAAUUGAGGAACUGAGAUGAUCCUAUUCUAUUUCUCUAUCAUUUUUAUUA